Candoia aspera is the source of this 2393-nucleotide messenger RNA. It is a transcript of the gene KRR1, whose product is annotated as KRR1 small subunit processome component homolog. The record is from RefSeq and is a predicted model, not a curated record. Gene Ontology annotation, molecular function: RNA binding. Lineage: Eukaryota; Metazoa; Chordata; Lepidosauria; Squamata; Candoiidae. Gene Ontology annotation, cellular component: small-subunit processome; nucleolus. The transcript has 11 exons. Bases 56 to 1201 code for a protein of 381 amino acids.
UGUCACCAGGCCGCUGUGAGGCGGAGAGUCUGCGGUGCGGCGAAGUGGAAGCGGCAUGGCGGCGCCGGGGAAGGCUGAGCGUCGGAAGCGCGGGGCUGCAACCCAACCCCCCAAAGUCGAUAACACGACCCCAGCAGAUGAAUCAGAACUUCUCACUGUGCCUGAUGGAUGGAAAGAACCACCUUUUAUGAAAGAAGAUAACCCUAAAGGGCUUCUGGAAGAAAGCAGUUUUGCUACUCUUUUCCCUAAAUACAGAGAAGCUUACUUGAAGGAAUGCUGGCCAUUAGUGCAGAAAACUUUGAGUGAACAUCAUAUAAACGCAGAUUUAGACUUAAUUGAAGGAAGCAUGACUGUCAGCACAACAAAAAAGACCUUUGAUCCAUAUAUCAUCAUCAGAGCCCGAGAUUUAAUAAAACUUUUAGCCAGAAGUGUUCCAUUUGAGCAGUCUGUACGUAUCCUUGAAGAUGAUAUUGCAUGUGACAUCAUUAAAAUAGGGUCCUUGGUCAGAAACAGAGAAAGAUUUAUAAAAAGAAGACAGAGGCUUAUUGGUCCAAAUGGAUCUACACUCAAGGCUCUAGAACUAUUAACCAACUGCUAUAUCAUGGUUCAGGGGAACACUGUUUCAGCUCUUGGACCUUUUAAUGGUUUAAAAGAGGUUAGGAAAGUUGUUUUGGAUACCAUGAAGAAUAUUCAUCCCAUAUAUAAUAUCAAGACACUAAUGAUUAAGAGAGAAUUGUCAAAAGAUCCUGAAUUAAGAUUGCAAAGCUGGGAACGUUUUUUGCCCAAGUUCAAACACAAGAAUUUGAACAAACGGAAGGAACCAAAGAAGAAAAACACCAAGAAAGAAUACACUCCCUUCCCACCUCCACAACCAGAGAGUCAGGUUGAUAAAGAAUUAGCAAGUGGUGAAUAUUUCUUGAAAGAAAGUCAAAAGAAGCGUAAGAGAAUAGAAGAGAUAAAGGCAAAGCAAGCAGAAGCAAGUAGCAAGCGACAAGAGGAGAGAAAUAAAGCUUUUAUUCCACCUAAAGAAAAGCCUGUUGUAAAGCCAAAGAAAGCAUCCACUGAAACAAAGAUUAAUAUUGAAGCUAUUAAAGAAAAGGUUAAAAAAGCAAAGAAGAAGAAGCUUGGAGCACUACCAGAAGAAGAAGUUAAAUUAAAAAUUGCGGCAGAUGAAAAGAAAAAGAAACUAUCCUUAAAGUGAUAGCACUUCAUCUUUUGCAAGGAGGAAAGCUAUGAACUCCAGUUUUAUAUCUGACUUCAUUUACUUAUCUUAUUUUCAGUUAAUACCAUAGAAUAGUGUUUUCAACCUUGGGAACGAUAAGAUGGCAUGGCCAGUUGAAGUCUACCCAUCUUCAAGUUCCAAAGGUUGAGAAACACUGCCAUAGAAGAUGAAAACGUUGCAUUCCCUGAGGGAGGGAUGAAAAGACACCAUUCCAAAUUUUUAUUCUAAAACUGUCAGCUUGUUCUGUUGCAUUUUACAAUAUGGGAAAUACUUGCAUAUUUAUACUAUCCAUUAGAAUGAGCAGUUCAUUUAUAGCUGUUGGUGUAAAAGUGGUAGUAUACACAGGACUUCCAUUGAGAAGAUUUUGUACAGUGUAUAAAUAGUUACCAACACACUUGGUUUUGUUUGUUUUAUUAUAUGGGACUCUGAAAGAUAGUUGUCCAGAAUGCUGCAAGAAGUAAUAGGUUCUGAGGGCAGCUGAAACAUUUUCCAAGUAAAAAUGUAUAUUGGUUUAUUAUUGAUUUUUUAGGUCUGCUAGGCUUGUAUAAACUAUUUAAAUAUUUCCUCAAUCCUUUGGGGGGGGCUGCUUUAAGUUUUGUUUAUAUUAUUGGAGAGUUUUGCUUUCCAAAUGCUGGUUGCAUUUGAAUGUUGAGUUAUUUUGUUAAUUCAGAUCAACAAAGGGCAAGGAGUGUGAUGAACGGAAAUCAGUAGAAUUGUACUAUAUGACUGUUGUCAGUCAUAACUUUAUGCUCAGUGGAUGUUUACCUUUGGAAGAAGGCCUUUUUCUGCUACAUGUAUUUUUUUAAUUCCUAAAAAACAAUUUGAAAAUGUAUCUAAAGAUCUCUGAUGUCUGACUUCUUAUCAAUUCAUUGUUUAAUACUUUUCAGAAGUGCUUAUUUUUGGUUCCAGUUUACUUAUACAUACACACCCUGGAUAAUAUUUCUUCAGAAUGAAGACAGCUACAAAAGUCAUUAAAAAUGAAGAUGUUCUCAGGACCAGAAUGAUGAUGCAGUACAGAUCACAAUAUGGCUUCACCCAUACUUCACCUACAAAUAAAUUAAAAAAAACAUUAUUUACAGUUGCAUCUACAUUAAUGGCAAAUCACUGUAAACAUAAGAAAUUCAUGUAAGUUUGGGACUUCCUAGAUAAUUAAAGAUUGUUAUUUCAUUCA